Messenger RNA from Lingula anatina, 1526 nucleotides. Its product is annotated as sarcoplasmic calcium-binding protein-like. The record is from RefSeq and is a predicted model, not a curated record. NCBI's taxonomy places the organism in Eukaryota, Metazoa, Brachiopoda, Lingulata, Lingulida, Lingulidae.
GUUUUAGAAAUUUCGAAUGGAGCUAUGACCACCACCUAGCUACGAUAGUGCUAUGUUUCCUGGGCGUCGGAUUCCUGCGCGAAUAUACAACCCUCGCCCCAGACAAGGUCCAGAUAGAUGGUGGACCGAAAUGUUGUGUUUCACUGGUGUUAUUUAGUCUCUUUGUAAAAAAACAAAUAUAUUUUAUCAUCCUAUCUGGAGACGUCAAAAAUCUCAUUCAUAGCCAAUGUAAGUUUGAUAUUGUGAGUCAAGUCACGUUCAUUUUAUAAUGCAAUACCUUCAUUUGUGUGAAUAUACAGGCAGGACGUCCUUUGUAGUCGAACAGCCUUUUAACAUACGUGCUGAGAUUUUGCUUGAAUCGAGUUGAGUUUAGCCGAAGGAUUCGUUAUUUAUCCAGUUUUACUAUUGCCAAAAUGUCUAAGUUUUUCCAAAAUAGUUGGGGAUUAUUAAGAAUUGUGCAAUCAAGAUGGGGAUUGGCACGAACCGUGUCAUCUAACCAGAUAUUAUUGACGAAAGGUUUACAGAGUGGGUUAGUGCUGGAAUAUACACCAUGUAAGCAAUCAGUUCGAGAACUGACCGGCCAAGUGACCGUCCAACCAGUACGGUUUAAGAAAAUGCCGACCGAUUACCCCCCGGUUACUGCAUCUGAUCACUGGAGACGAAAGAUACGAACAAUAUUUAAUUGCUUCGAUUCGAACGACGACGGCAUCAUUACAAAGGAAGACUUCGAGACAAGCGCCAGGCGCACCAUAGAGCUUCUGAAACUCAAUGACGAACAAGCAGCAAAUAUACUUAAACAGCGCCUUGACGGAUGGGAGUUUAUGUCCAGAGGUUCCAAAGAUGCUUCUCAAAUAACAGAGGAGGAAUGUGUGGGAUUUGUUCUUUCAGUCGUCAAUCAUAGUACCUACCGGAAAGAGUUCUUCCCAAUGGUGGUAUCCGUGGGUUUCAAGGUCAUGGACCUUGAUGGUGAUGGUCUUGUAACAAAGGAAGAACACGCUGCUUACUUUUACAGCAUGAACGUCUCUGUUGAAGAAUCGAAGAAGAUAUUUGACGUGAUGGACGCCAACAAAUAUGGUUUCAUAUCCAUUGAUGAGUACGCGCAUGCGUAUGCGGAGUUUGUUUUCACCGAGGAUCCAAAUAACAAAUACAAUGGGUUUUACGGUCCGUUAGUUGAUUGAAGAGCGCACUUUAAAGUUGAUGAAGGUGACAUACAGUUGUAAUACAUGUGUAAUAUAAAAGAUAUACAAUCUAGCGCAUUAUUUCCCGCCGUUUGUUGAAAGACGCAACAUAACUUUUUGGUGAUAAUUUUAGUUCAAUUCUUUUACAAACAUAAAUUUGAACUAAAGCACCACCUGUAAUGGAUUUAUUUUCAUUGUAUACGUGAUUUUUCCACAUAUGAAACUAAUGAACUCCAAACCCAGAUUAUAGAAAUACAAGUUUGUUAUAAUAUAAUAUAAUAUAAUAUAAUAUAAUAUAAUAUAAUAUAAUAUAUGCACUUAGUAUAAAGACAUGAUAAAGCAGGAUUA